Messenger RNA from Lycium barbarum (goji berry), 797 nucleotides. RefSeq names its product protein SMALL AUXIN UP-REGULATED RNA 51-like. NCBI's taxonomy places the organism in Eukaryota, Viridiplantae, Streptophyta, Magnoliopsida, Solanales, Solanaceae. The transcript has a single exon. The record is from RefSeq and is a predicted model, not a curated record. Bases 178 to 639 code for a protein of 153 amino acids. Gene Ontology annotation, biological process: response to auxin.
AAGUCACACCUUGGGUGCUAUUUUUGAGCUAUGCCUUCUUGCUCGCGCACUAUAUAAGCUGGGUGUAACAUACUUAAAAGAAGCAAACCAAAUUAGAAAACCCUACAAAAAGACCAAAAAAAACAAAACCCCUAGAGUCAAAAAAAUCAAAAGAAAAAAAGACAUUGUUUUAUCAAAAUGGCAAGAACCAAUGCGAAGAAAAAGAUGAACAAGAUAGUGAAUUUGAAAAUUGUGGUGGAAAAGUUACAAAGGAGUCUUUCAAUGGUGAGGAGAUUGGCACCCGAAUUCGAUAACAAUAAGCAUCAGCAUAACCAACAAGAUCAAAACGACUCCUCGCAUAGCGUGCCAGAGGACGUUAAGGAAGGGCAUUUUGCUGUGAUUGCUGUGGAUGAGGAUGAAUUGAAGAGAUUUGUGGUGCCAUUGAAAUGCUUAACACACCCUUCAUUCUUGAAGCUCUUGGAACAAGCUGCUGAGGAGUAUGGUUUUGAUCAUGACGGUGCACUUACAGUGCCAUGCAGGCCAAGUAAAUUUGAGGGAAUUUUGGCUCAUGAACAAUGGCUUGAAGGGAAUAAGAUGGAUCAAUCAAGAUUUGAUGAUAAUGGUGUUAAUUGGAGUUCAAGUAUGGUGAAAAGUUGUUAAAAUAAUGGAGCAGAGAAAAAAACAAGCUAAGAAAAUUUAAUUAGCUUAAGUUUGCUUCUUCACUCCCAUGAAACUUGGAUUAACUAAUCUUAUUGAGUCUCUAUUCAAGUUAAGCGACAGCGUUAAUUGGUUUUCUCAUCUUAUCAUCCUAAAUUAGA